This is a messenger RNA of Heterotrigona itama, 2846 nucleotides long. The record is from the annotation of a GenBank genome assembly. Lineage: Eukaryota; Metazoa; Arthropoda; Insecta; Hymenoptera; Apidae.
GUUUUUUUUUUUUCUCCUUCUUCUUUCUUUCCCUUUAAAUUUCGCGUUACGCCGUCAUGCGUUGAAAAAAGAGCGGUAGCACGACAGUCGUAGUGGGGAUCAACGUAAAUCAGUUGAAUUUGACAGCCAUUCCCAGGUACUAAGGCGAGUACGUAAUAUACGACUGUCACUGUAUUACGGGUGGUAAAUAUUUGAAGUGGAUGAAACGCAACAAUUUUGCAACGACUGUUAACAUCGAAUGAAUCAAAAUAAAUAAUUGUUGUCAUUUCAAGUCUGAUAAAUUUUCAGAUGUAUGAUUAUUUAUGUAAAAAGAGCUGUGAUCACGUGUGAUAUGUAUAUUAAAUUGUAUAGAUUGUAAUUGUCGAUGUAACCAAAAGAUAAAUUAUUGAUGACUUCAGCAGAAUAUUUUAUUAGCUUAAUCACUGUAUCAAGUGCUAAAAAGCUAGCUACUGCACUUGUCUUAUGUUUUAUUUUGUAUCAUGGAUUAAUGCACCUAAUAUAUGAGACAGCCGCAGAUGUUUGAGAUAUCUAGCUUUCAUGGGCCACCGUAAUCACUUUGCAUUUAUUGGAGAUGCUAGGAUUAGACAACUGUAUAAAUCUUUUAUAUCACAAUUUGUAAUUGAUGGGAAAGCGUCAGAUCUGACAGAAUUACCAGAGAAUUCUGAUUUAAAUUUUAAUGAUGCACAACUUAGAUUAAAUGUACAAUUUCUAUGGAGAUCUCAAUUAGAUAAUUCUAUGAUAGAAGAUCUUAGGAACUGGAUAAAAACUGAUGCACCUAGUUUAAUUAUUUCAGGCUGUGGAGCAAAAACAAUUCUUGCUAAUAAUAAUAGUGAUGCUCAAUUGUAUUCUGAGUAUAGUAUGGGAUUGGUAAGACUUGUGCAACCAGUGGACUUUUUAGUUAAAAAAAAUACAAAAUAUUUAUGGAUGCUUCAAGAUCCAGUGUUAAAAGAAAGACUGCCAGCCCAAUUAUCAAGCAUAGGUAACAGGCAGAUUAAUUUAUGUAAUAAAGCAGCAAUAAAGAUACUAUCUCAUAGUGAAGCUCAUAUAUGGGAAAGCAGUAAACUUGUUGGUGCAGGCGUAUUAGAGCAAAGUCCAGAUGGGUAUUUAGCUAGCCCUUUAUCUUUGAGACAUAAGAUUCAAAUAUUAUUGAAUACUUACUGCAAUGAUCAUAUGAAUUUCGAUGAUGUGUAGUAAUUGGUGGUGGAAUGUGGUUCUAUAGAAAAUUUUGUUACUAUCGAACUGAAAUUUCUUAUUUGCGCGUUACUACUGUUGAAGUGGAGAAUACUGAGGAAGCAGAUAAUUCUGAAAUUAUACAAAUUGAGCAACCAGAAGUACAAGAUUUUUAUACAUUAAUGACAUCAUUGGCUGUUUUAUCGAUCAUCUUAUAUUACUUUUAUUUAUGCGAUAGAACAAAUUUUUUUAUGAAGGAGAAUAAAUACUACAGUGAAUUUAGUUUUUGGUUACCUCUUGGAUACAUAUUGGCUCUCGGUUUAUUUUUUACUGAGGAUAGAGAAAGAGGUCCAAGAACUUUAAAUCGAGAACAAACAGAUGAGUGGAGAGGGUUGAUGCAAGCUGUAGUGUUAAUCUAUCAUGUUACUGGAGCUAAAAACGUUUUGCCCAUUUAUAUGUAUUUAAGAUUAAUUAAUUCUGCUUAUUUAUUUCUCUCUGGAUAUGGACAUUUUUGUUAUUUUUGGCAGACAGGCGAUGUUUCUUUAGUGAGAUUUGCACGAGUAAUGUUUAGGCUAAAUUUCCUAACAGUGUCUCUAUGCCUUUGUAUGAACAGGCCAUAUCAAUUUUACCAUUUUGUUCCAUUAGUUUCAUUCUGGUUUUUAGUCAUUUAUUUCUUAGCCUGGUUACCACCAAGAAUAUAUUCUGGUAAUCUAAACGAAUAUGGACCAAGAGCUUUGUUAUACCUCGCACUGAAACUUUUAGGUCUUGUAUCAAUGAUUACAAUAUUAUAUAUGUCAGAGGUAUUCUUCGAAAAAGUGUUUGUAACAAGGCCAUGGAAAGCAUUAUUUGUUACAACUGAUGACGAUAUACGUGAAUGGUGGUCACGUUGGAGAGUGGAUAGAUAUAGUGUAGCUUGGGGCUUAACUUUUGGAGCAGGUCUUAUAGCUUUGCAAAGAAUAGAUCACAUUCCAGGAACUGCGUUAUCAUCCUUGCUAGCAUUAAUUUCUCUAACUGCUUAUACUACUUUUACGAUAUUGUGUCAUUCAGUAUCCGAAUGUGAAGAAAUUCACUCAUAUGUUGCAUUUAUACCAAUUAUAGGAUACAUAGCGCUUAGAAAUGCAUCAUUAGCACUACGUGGUAAACAUUCAGCUCUUUUGGCUGGCUUAGGUCGCAUUAGUUUAGAAACUCUAGUCGCACAAGGUCACAUUUGGUUGGCAGCAGAUUCACACGGUGUACUAGUUCUAUUGCCUAGGUUUCCAGUAUUAAAUCUUUUAGUUACGUCAUUCAUUUUUAUAUGUGCAAGUCACGAAAUACAUAGAUUAACUCAGGUAUUAGCACCAUACGCAGUACCAAAUGAUUGGAGGCUGGUAGCUCGUAAUUUGUUAUUAUUUAUUGCAGUGCUUGUACCUAUUGGUAUUCAUGAUGGAAUGUUUUGAAAGAGACUCUUCUAUGAUUAAUAAAAUUCACUGUAAAAAGCUGGUUUCAUGUACAUGUAAAUAUAAAGUAUAGUAAAUGUAUAAGUUUGUACAAUUUUAUCAUAAAAGCUUUGUAAAACAAAAUGUUUGAAGAUGAUGGUAUUUAUUCAGUUUUUUCUUACUUUAUUAAUUUUUAUACGAGGAAAAUAAAUAAGUAAAAAAACCAGAAUGUUUAUGUUAUUUAUUAUUUAUAUAUUUUCC